Molecule: messenger RNA, 6455 nt
Organism: Heterotrigona itama
Lineage: Eukaryota; Metazoa; Arthropoda; Insecta; Hymenoptera; Apidae
Source: the annotation of a GenBank genome assembly
GUCGAACGUAUACGAAACAUGUGAUUGGUGGAAAGACGACGCGACGACUUCACGCCUCUGUCGAGUAUUUCAAUGGUUUUACGUGUUCAUUCCCGUUGUAAGUUUGACAGCAGGCUGGGUUAUUGUUGCGACCUGUUGUUGAGAACGAUUCUCGUGGCUGAGCCGAAAAAACAUCACGGAACGUUGGUAAAAGACGCCUAGUGACUGACAUAUCGGCCAGGCAGAUUGAAUGUACACCUAUAUGAACGCCGACAAGAAAUGUUGAAGUUUAUCAGAGGGAAGGGCCAACAACCUACGACCGAGCGACAGAAAUUACAAAAGGAUCUUUUUGCGUUUCGAAAGGUAAGUUCCUACGAUUCGAGGUUUUGUUCACACCUGACCCGGCAACACCUUUUUGCUUAGGUCAUACUUUUAUGAGACACUAAAUUUCUUUUCCUCAGACUUAUAAAGAUGACUGGAAUAGAUUAGAUUCGUCUUUAGUAACAAAACAAGUUACUAUAUAUAGGAUAUCAGGCACGAUUAUGACUGAAAGCGAAGAAUUUUGAUGCAUGGAGAAAUAGAUGUUUUGCACUUUUAUUCGUUAUAAAGAAAAGUGAGAGCGAACUUCAGGCAAAUUCAUUUUCAUUUACACCUGAAGAGUAUGGUUUCUGCUUUGCCUCCUUUUAUUUGCUUACUUUUAAAACUAUAAGAGAAUAUUGCAAAUAGUUAAGGCAUUUUUCUCUUUUUCUCAAUACACUUUUUAGCAUUCCAAUUGAGAGAAAAUAAUGAAUGUCGGAAAGGUUAAUUUUAUCAAUCACCUAUCACUUCUUAAAACCUCCCGAUCUUUUUCCGGUUUCCGUUUUAUUUAUACAUUCAUUAUUUAUAAGCUUCGAAUGCUGGGAGCAAUUUUCUGGUUUUCGUUACUCUGGAUUCUAGGAAGAGAAAGCGAAAACAGUUGAGGGUGUUAUAAAUCCCCUUCCACUGUGUCGUGGAUUAGGAGACGGUUUGCGACAUGUAGGAUAUACCGGCAUUUUAAUCGUCAGUGUGGCUAAACUUUGAAAGAAUACCUUACUUUAUUUCUUUUGUUUUUUUACUUACAUAAGUCAACAGACUUACAAUUGAAAGUUUAUUCAGUUUUGUGAUAUCAAAAAUUUUCAAAGUUCGUAUAGGUUCGUAAAUUUCACGAUCGUUUGUUUCGAAACGAAAUAGACAUAACAUACAUAUAACGUGCAUAUAUAUGUAUGUUAAUAAUAAAAAUCGCCGUAAAACCUGUAGAAAAUUUCAGGAUUGCUAAAAUUAUACAAGACUUCUCUUUUAAUAUUAUGCACUGAAAGUAAUGAAAGGAAAGGAUUUGAUACUUUUUACGAAAUAGUUUUUAAGAGUUAAAUAUUUAUAUAUCAAAUUAUCUAUCAUUCAUAUAGAUUACGGGAACAGGUUUUCAGGAUAUAUUAUUUUUUCUAUUACAAACAUUUAUUCAAUUUUAAUUCGUUCACUUUCAACUGGUUCUAUCAAACUUAAACAUCGAAAUAUAUGAAUAAUCGGCAUGUAAAGAUAAAGAAAAGAUGUUAAGUAUUACAACUCAGUGAAUUAUAUCAUCAAUCAUGAUAAUAUAAUUCGUAUAUAAUCUAAAAAAAACCUCUGAAUUUAUAUUUGAUAAAAGAAAUCAGAUGAAUUUGUUAUUAAUUUCGGUUCAUUGAGUACAUGUUUAAUGCGCGGCAAAACACAUUAUUGACAUGAAUGAUAUUUCAGAACGUUUAAACAGUGUUAAGAUUCGUAUUUUAUAGGUAAAUGAUACGACAGUAUAUAAAAAACUUUCAAUAUUUGAAAUUGUAUUGCAAUGACAUGAUAUAAAGUAAAAGGUUAACCUAAAAAAUUUGAUUAAUUUCGUUUCUUUGCCUUUCUUUCUUCUAUGUAUCUAAUUAUCGAAUUUAAUACUAUUGUUUAGAAACCAUUAGCUUUAAAAGGUUAGUUCUAUGACGAAAUAUUAAGAUUUUCAAAUUGUCUUUAUUGAAAAAUAUGAGACAACAUGUUUUAAGAAUGAACGAUACAGAAAUCGAUACUGAAAGUCUAGAAGACGACGGGUAGUCGUAAGAGAGUUAUUUAAUAUUGGUCAACGAAAGUCAAGUAUAGUGCAAAAAGUUCGAAUUAUUGUGGUUGUAUGUGCGGUGUGAUGAGUUCUUUCAGCGGUUCUGUCACGGCUGGUUGUCAUCGUCGCCAGCCAUCGGGUACACCGUCGCAACAUUUUACUAAAGGUUAAUUUCUUCACUUGCCGGAUUUAAAAUUUAACCACAUGAAUUGCGAAAACAGUGGCUCGAGUGUAAUCAGGUCAUACUGGUUCCGAUCAAUUCAUCAAAAUACGAUGCAACCUUCAUAAUGACGUUAUAACUGUGGGCUUACAUAUAAAGGUGAAGAUAUAUCGAUUGCAUAUCGAUUAUUAUCGAUGAACUUUGUUAUCGAAAAUUAUCGAUGCCUUUUAAACUUAAAAAAUAUCAUUUAACCCUACUGUAAAAUGAAAUAUUUUAAAGUAUUUUGUAAUCAAAAAGUUUACAAUACAUAAAAGAUAAUAAUUAGAUAAUAGAAUUAAAUACUUAAAAACUACAUUUUAAUAAUAUUUAUUGAAAUAUAAUAAUAAUUUCGAGUCUUAUUGAGUCGAGGAAAACUAUUGAGGUUAUACUUAACUAAGCUUUCGUUGACCAAUAUUAAAUAACUCUCUUACGAUAUAAUAAAGAUAUAAACAUGACAUAUUCUAAUAAAAAUUGAAGUGUCUAUAUCACGUUCUUAUAUUCCUAAAUACACAGUUACAACUGAAAUUGUAUACCUUGUGUUUCCCUCAUUCUGUUGUUUUUCAUAUAAUGAAAUAAAUAUAAUGAAUGAAUCUAUGUAGACAAUAAACACAUUCCACAAGUUUAAACGUCUACUUACGUAUACGUUACUUUCAUUCAGUUAGAAAAUGAAAUAGGAAAUAUAGGUUAAUUUAUGAGUUAAGCAAUUGCAAGCAGAAGUAAUGUACUCUGCACGAGUUGAAAAAAAAGUAGAAAGCCUGCAUCGAGAAUGCCUGUUACUUUAAUUAAAACGAUCACAUUUACGCAAACUCGGCGUUUACAGUACAAUUUGAUUCGAUUUAAAACUCAAAGAACAUCUGGUUCCAUUACAUCACUGAAUGAUAUUUUAUCGCUUAAUCGGAGAAAAGGCGUGGGACGACAAAGAUUAAAAAAUAAUCACCUUAGAAUCUUCACCUUUAGAAACUGACAAAUGUUUAUGGAAGGAAAGGAAGAAAAUUUUAUUUUAAAUUUUUAUAUAAGAUAAUUAAACGUAUUAAAAUGGUAUUUAUUAAUUAUAUCAAUCUUAUCACGAUGUUAUUUCAAGCAAACAGCAUUUAGUCUGUAACAUCAAUUCUAUCAAUAAUUGCAAGCAGUCCUUGUAAAAAAAAAGAGAUAUGAGAAAAGAUAUUAUCGGUUUUGCAAACAAACGUAUGAUAAAAAGUGCCUAGCUCUUUUUACGUUUGCUUUAACAUACGCGGAAGAACGUAUCGUUAGAUUCAAUUGGCUUAGUCAAUUAGGUAUGAAUUGAUGUAUGCGAAUUAUUUCGUGAUUUUAAUGUAAAUGAGUAGUGAAAGAUGAGUGAUUAAGUAAAUAUAUUAAAUAUUAUUAAUAUAUUUGUAUAUUAAUAAUAAUAAAUAAUAAAUAAUACUUAAUAUAUCAAAUAUAUAAUUUAUUUUAAAUUUAAUAAUGUUUUGUCAUAAGCAUGACAAAUAUUUUUUAUUUAACAAUGUAUAAUAAAUAUUCCUCAUAGAUAAUUUAAAUAGUACGUAAAAAUAUUCUUGUAAAAUAUGUUAUAUUUAUUUGGCUAUUAAACACGAGAUAAGUAUGGAUUUCUAUAGUGUUCUAAAUAUUCUAGUAAAGUAUACUACGUAUACUAACGUGAGCUAUUUACGUUGAAGAAAUGUCACAUCAGGUCAUCGAUCGAAUAAUAACUUUUGAUCGAAGAAUAAAAUUAGACCGAGUUAUUAUUUAAAGUUUCUUUCCUUAAAAAGAAUUGUUCCUUAAAAAGUUUUCAAUUAUUGGCAAAAUCUCCAUACUUUUGCAAUAUCUGGAAUUCCGAAACAAAUCUAACUUAAUCCGAAAUUUUCAAAAUAUACAGGAUUCAAAAGCUCGAUUCAUAAAGAAAUUAAUAUUUCGUUUAUGUAACUUCGACUAAGAUUAAGGUUUAUUCAUUUGGAUUAAAAUUUAGGAAGGAAUAAGUAUUAAUACUUUAAUACCUUAAUUAUUAAUUAAUUAUUAAUACUUUUUAAUAUCUUAAAAGUAUAUUUAUCUUGGAUCCUAUUGACGCAUGUUCUUUCAAAAUUGUUUCUCAUAGAAAUUAGCUCGGUCAAGAUUUUACUCUCGCUUUUUUCUAUAUUUAUGAACACUAUUGUGUAUUGUGACCUAUGAUACUAAAAAUCUUGGGAUUCAGGUAGAAAAUAUCCUUACAUUUUCUACACAUCGCUGCGCACAUCAGUUGAAAUAUCAAUUAGAGUUAUAAUAUCAUUGCAAUAUCAUUAAAUGAAAAUUUAUUUUAUGCCUAAUUUAGCAAGGGUCCUUUUCCAUUAUAAUAAUGUGCAAUGAAAUAAUGUAUAGUAUAAUUUAUAAUCUCAGAAGGUUAGGAAGCAUGAUUUGUAGUUACAAGUAUCGAUAAACCACCAGUUCUGAGAUUUUAUUAUUGUUAAUCCAAGAGUUGAUGCAUUAAUCAUUGAUUGAAAUUGUGCUUUGGGUGGAAAGCAUAUGUAUACCGAUAAGAAAGAACAUCAUUUUGUCGUGUUUAUCCUUCGGAAGUAAGGGAAAAUUACUCGAAUCUCACUCGAUAAAAUUCCCUUAUCGAAAAUAACAGGGACAAUUAAGAGAUUAUUUUCGAGUGUGUCACCCUGUACGAGAGAAUGUACAUUGUUACAAUGUAUAUCAUAGAAAUAUGUUUCGAUUACUAAUCGUAAAAGAUAGGUGAGUACAGGCACGGUCUAUAAAAUCUGAUUCUUCGAUGAAUAAUCGGCACGUCUCUAAUUGUCAGUCAAAAAUUGAUGCCGUGUGGUACAAGUUACGUUGAGAAAGUCGGAAAUGAGCGUUGAGUAUAAUUGGCGUUAAUUACAUUGAAAACGAGUCACGAAGAAGGGAGUACUAACGCCGCGUCGUUGUUUCCUUUAAUUGAGCUUGCCUCAUGUUUAAUUACUAUGCCAGAAUCCAUGUUUUUUUUUUUUCUUUUUUAAUUUUCAUUUUAAUCACUUAAUCGUUACGAGUGAACUCUUUGCAUUACUUCGUAUUACCUUUUUAGCUAAUUGUUGUAUCUAUGAUAUGUUUUUCUUUUUUUCUUCUCCUGCUUUCUUUUCUGAUUUUAUCAUACGAAGUAUAGAAGCCUGGAUGUUUUAUACUUAAAACGCUUUAACAGAUUUAUAAUAUAUCCUCUCCCUUCGACUUCUCUUCUUCUGUCAUCACUUUCGCACGCGGUUAUGACUUUAAAAGUCGAUAAAAUGAUUAAGGCUAGUAAAAGAAUCGGAUUGUAAGUAGAUAAAAGAUUAAUAAUUCUAGGUUAAUAAUUAAUUAACUGUGCGACGAAAUGGAAAUGGAAAAGUUCAAUCCUUAACUAAGAUAAUUUGCUUAAUUUUUUUUUUAUUGAAGAAAUGUUUUAACUGGAAAGAGAAACUUCGAACUGUGUUUCUUGCAGGUGAUUGAACUUAAUUCAUUCGACUUGCAUGCAAGUUUCAAAUAAAUUGAUAUCGAGGAUCAAACUACAUAUUAUCCCAGAAUGUGCGUGUGUAUCAUUGAUAGUGCAGAUAACGUACAUUAUUUUUAGCGAAUUUCUCGUAUAAAUAGUCUACUGAUUACGGCGGACAGGGUACAAAUAUUAUGACGAAUGAUCAGACAAAAUAACUGAGCCAAAUUAUAAAUCUAACAUCCAGAUGACUUGCAAUUAAUCCAUUAAGUAAAACGAAGCUUUCACAGAAGUUUCAAGAAGUUUUUAAUGUAACACUCUAUGUAAUACUCAUUUUUUAAUUACUUAUAAAUAAAGAACAAGAAAAUCUAUAAGUCUUUUAUAAAAAUGUCAAAAGAUCUUUUCUAAAAAUAUGAGGAUGGAGUGGUGGAAUUAAAAUAAAGAAGCAGUAGAUUUCCGAUUGUAUAUUUGCCUUAUUCUAACAUAUAAUUAUCAGAAUUAUUCAUUCGAUUCGCAUAUAAUUAAGGAGAAAACAGCUACAUCAAGCCUUACCUAUUCGUUAUUUAAUUUAUCCUCUUCUUGCAGACAGUGCAGCAUGGGUUCCCAAAUAAACCCACAGCCCUUGCAUGGGAUCCGAGUUUGCGACUGAUGAUCAUUGGCACAGCAUCCGGCGCUAUCAAGGUGUAUCCUUUUUAUUCUUGUCGCUCCUUUACGUUCGACUAAGUUCGCCUCUUUCUUUCUGUUUCUUUUAAUAUUUACAAUCUGACUACAAGACGUCGUCUUCUUGUACUCAAUGA